ACCAUGGAGCCAGCGGGCAUCACCUUCCUCCUGGGGCUCCUCGUCCUCUGGGCUCAGCUGCCGGGCGCCCCGGGGCAGGACGACGGAGGUAAAGAAGGAGAGUGCCCGGCUGGCGAGGUCAAGGCCGUGCCUCCCUCCAGGGUCUACUGCCUCUCGGACCGCAGCUGCCCGGGGGCCGAGAAGUGCUGCAGCAGGGAGCACCUGCGAGCCUGCCUGCUCCCUGCCACCGUGUCCCCAGGCUACUGCCCGCGGUCCGGCCCGCAGGAGGAGGGGGCGGGGAGCUGUGCGGCCAGCUGCUCCAACGACACGGCGUGCCCCGGGGGGCAGAAGUGCUGCGUUGAGGGCUGCUGCGCUCGCUGCCACUGCCCCGAGCCAGCCAAGCCCGGCGUUUGCCCUCGGAAGCCAGCCUCCCCGGACUUCGCCCCCUGCCCCAGCCGGUGCGAGGACGACAGGACCUGUCCUGGGGACGAGAAAUGCUGCUUCACCGGCUGUGGACUGGGCUGCGUGAGCCCCUACAAAGAGAAGCCGGAGGAGUGCCCGGCAGUGCCGACGGCGCAGCCCAAGGGGCCAUGCCUGGACGCCUGCCUGGACGACUCCGAGUGCCCGGGGGACGAGAAGUGCUGUGACACCGGCUGCGGCCACCGCUGCCAAGCUCCGCACUCAGGUACCGAACCCCCGACACAUCCACUCCCCUCCAUCUCCCACAUGGCAUCAGUGCCCCUCCAGGAGCCCUGCUUAGGAAGGAAUCCCCCAGGACAGGUGCUAGGUGUGGGGGGCAGGACAGGGCCCAGCAGCGGCAGAGAGCCGUGUCCCCGUGGCCCCAGCUCGACCACUUUCCCUGCACCUCCCUCACCCCUCCGGGGGCCGAGGAGGGGGGUGUCGUGGCUCCCGGCCAGCCGUGACGCCGGGUGGCCCUCACGUGUUGCAGCCAAGCCGGGCGCCUGCCCACUGCUCCUGCGAGGCUCCCUUGGGCCCUGCAUGGAGACGUGCCGCAGCGACGGGGACUGCGCCGGGGCGGAGAAGUGCUGCAGCACCAGCUGCGGCCACAUCUGCAAGCUGCCCGUUGCGGUGCGGCCGGGGCUCUGCCCUGCCCCUGCCAGAAAGGACGAGGCCGAGGACUGCUCCCUCCUGUGCAGCCAGGACAGCGAGUGCCCGGCGGGCGAGAAGUGCUGCCUGCUGAGCUGCGGCCGUGCCUGCGUCCCCCCCGUCGUGCAGGAAAAGCCGGGCCGGUGCCGAUGGACGCCGCACGUGUGCCUGGGGAACGUCACGGCCGAGUGCCACACGGACGCCGAGUGCCCGGGCAGGCGCAAGUGCUGCCUGGCCGGCUGCGCCCGGACGUGCACCCCUCCCGAAACAGGUGUGGCUCCUUGGACCGUCAGAGCUGCCACGGACUGGGGCGGACCCCGGGUCCGUCUGGGCCCCUCUCCGGCACGGCGGCAGAGUGCGGAGGCUGGAAGGGAGAGGGACUGGGUCGGAGCAGGGCCUUCCCUGCUCCUUUCUCCCCUGCAGCCUCCAGCAUUUAAGGUCCACGGCGCUCUGAUGCAGGGGCCGUGCCCCUCUCCCUGCGCAGUAGCGACCGAUGCCCUUUCUGCCAAGCACAGGUCCAGUUCCCCCACCACAUCUGGUGGCCACGAGUCCCACCUGUAAUGCCACACCGAGGGAGAACAACUUGCCCGGCGUUAGCUAUAAACUGCCGGGCUGCUGUCCCAUGCUGCGACCCUCGUUCUUGUCCGGCGAGAGAGGAUAAAUCCCUCCUGGCUUUCUCUUCCCCAUUCGAUGUCUUGGGAACCCUUUUCAUGCCCCUCCAGCAUCUCUUUUCCGAACAGAACAGGCCUGGACCCGGGAGUCUCCGCUCAUGCAGCAGCGCCUCCGCACCACCCAUCACCCCAUGGCCCUUCUCUGCACCUCUCUCGUUCCUCCUUCACCCUCCACCCCUGUCGUGCCGGGCACAGGGUCCCGGUGGCAGGGACAGUUGCAUGGACCACCCAACCCCCAGCUGUGCCCUCUCCAGUGAUGCCUGCCCUGCUCCACGCAGGUCGAGCCCAAGCUGGCCCCUUGCCCACAUUGCAACCACAGCCAGGCCGGGCAGUGUGGCAAGUAAUGCCACGUGCAGCCAUUCCCUCUGCAGAUACCCCUUCAGGUGCCUGCUGCCCACCUGGGCACCGGGGCCUCUGCCCAUGGGGGCUACAGCCACCCCUCCGCAGGCAGCUUGGGGCAAGGGGCAGAAGUCGUGGCCAUGGGGACUGCUCGCAAGGGCCCACGUGAAGCCAGGGCUGCUCAAGCUGCUCACCGGGGCACGUCCUGGUCCGUCAGCGGCUUCCCCACGUCUCCAUCACCGGGGGAGGAGGGCACACCUGGCUCUGACCCCGGCUCCUUCUCUUCCAGGCCCAGCCUAGACCUGGCCUGGGGAAGCGGCCGGCUUCAGGACGUCUCCCUGGCUCCUGCAUCCUCCAGCCCCUGCUUGGGGGAAGGGGGUUUCUGCCGUGGCUGCUGCCCCUCUAGGCUCCGUGCUGUGCCCGGGGGUCUGACACCCCCACGGGGCAUGGGGCAUGGGUCAGACCUGCCCCUCGCAGCCCAGAGCAUCCGCGGCCUCUGCGGCUUGAGUAUUCACGUGGUUGAACUCCAUGGCUGCUGGAGACGCGGCCAUUCGCCUCCAGGCUGAGCACAAGGAAUAAACGCUGGGCAC
Messenger RNA from Alligator mississippiensis (American alligator), 2686 nucleotides. RefSeq names its product WAP four-disulfide core domain protein 3. Gene Ontology annotation, biological process: antibacterial humoral response; innate immune response. Gene Ontology annotation, molecular function: peptidase inhibitor activity. Gene Ontology annotation, cellular component: extracellular region. The transcript is spliced from 7 exons. The record is from RefSeq and is a predicted model, not a curated record. Bases 4 to 1647 code for a protein of 547 amino acids. NCBI's taxonomy places the organism in Eukaryota, Metazoa, Chordata, Crocodylia, Alligatoridae.